GCGGCGGAGCAGAUCCUGUCGGACGCCGACGACCCAGCCGCGCUGGCCGGCACCUUCGUGCAGCGCCAGCUCGGGGCCAUGCUGCAGCCCGCGGUCAACAAGUUCUCGCUGCGCAUGUUUGGCAGCCACAAGGCGGUGGAGCUGGAGCAGCAGCGGGUGAAAUCUGCCGGGUCCUGGAUCAUCCACCCCUACAGCGACUUCAGGUUUUACUGGGACCUCAUCAUGCUGCUGCUGAUGGUGGGAAACCUGAUCAUCCUGCCCGUAGGCAUCACCUUUUUCAAGGAUGAGAACACACCACCUUGGAUUGUCUUCAACGUGCUUUCAGACACCUUCUUCCUGGCCGACCUGGUGUUGAACUUCCGCACGGGCAUCGUGGUGGAGGACAACACGGAGAUCAUCCUGGAUCCGCACACCAUCAAGAUGAAGUACCUGAAGACCUGGUUCCUGGUCGAUUUCAUCUCCUCCAUCCCUGUGGAUUACAUCUUCCUCAUUGUCGACCUGGAGACUCAGGUGGACUCCGACGUCUACAAGACAGCACGGGCCCUGCGCAUCGUGCGCUUCACCAAGAUCCUCAGCCUGCUGCGCCUCCUGCGCCUGUCCCGCCUCAUCCGCUACAUUCACCAAUGGGAGGAGAUUUUCCACAUGACCUACGACUUGGCCAGUGCCGUGGUGCGGAUCGUUAACCUCAUUGGCAUGAUGCUGCUGUUGUGCCACUGGGACGGCUGCCUGCAGUUCCUGGUGCCCAUGCUGCAAGAUUUUCCUGAGGACUGCUGGGUCUCCAUCAAUCACAUGGUGAACGACUCCUGGGGGAAGCAGUACUCCCAUGCCUUGUUUAAGGCUAUGAGCCACAUGCUCUGCAUCGGGUACGGCCAGCAAGCUCCGGAGGGGAUGACCGACGUCUGGCUCACCAUGCUCAGCAUGAUUGUGGGUGCCACCUGCUACGCCAUGUUCAUUGGCCACGCCACUGCCCUCAUUCAGUCGCUGGACUCCUCUCGCCGGCAGUACCAGGAGAAGUACAAGCAGGUGGAGCAGUACAUGUCAUUCCACAAGCUGCCUGGGGACACGCGCCAGCGGAUCCAUGAGUACUAUGAGCACCGCUACCAGGGCAAGAUGUUUGAUGAGGAGAACAUCCUCGGGGAGCUGAGUGAGCCUCUCAAAGAGGAAAUCAUCAACUUUAACUGUCGGAACCUGGUGGCCAACAUGCCGCUGUUCGCCAGUGCCGACCCCAGCUUUGUGACAGCCACGCUGACCAAACUGCACUUCGAGGUCUUCCAGCCUGGGGACUUCAUCAUCCGCGAGGGCACCGUGGGCAGGAAGAUGUACUUCAUCCAGCAUGGCGUGGUCAGCAUCCUCACCAAGGGCAACAAGGAGACCAAGCUGUCCGAUGGCUCCUACUUCGGGGAGAUCUGCUUGUUGACGCGGGGGAGGCGGACAGCCAGCGUGCGUGCCGACACCUAUUGCCGCCUCUACUCGCUCUCGGUGGAUAACUUCAACGAGGUGCUGGAGGAGCACCCCAUGAUGCGUAGGGCCUUCGAGACCGUGGCCAUGGACCGCCUUGACCGCAUUGGUAAGAAGAACUCCAUCCUCCUGCGCAAGCUAGCAGAGCACAGCUCGGGGGCUAUGAACAAUGAGAUGAUCCAGCAGAUCGUCAAGCACGACCGGGACAUGGCCCACAACAUCCAAGACCUGCAGCAGAUGGCAGUGGGCCGGGAGUUGAGUGGCAAGCCAGUUAUUUGGGAGCCUCUGGUGCAUGCACCACUGCAAACGGCAGCUGCCACCACCAACGUGGCCAUUGCCUUGACUCACCAGCAGAGCCUGCAGGCCCACAUCUUCCUGCCACCCUCCUCCAUCUCCAGCCCACUCUCGCCUGAGGCCACCCUGCUCACCAGGCAAGUGCGCAGGUCCCAGCCCAGCCUAGGGGGGGGCUCCCGGCCUUCCUCAGUGAGCUCCCAGUCCGGUGUACAGUCCCACCUGCAGACGCCUGCAGCCAACUCCCCUUCAUCCCCCAUGGUCCAGUCCCAGUCGCCUCUGGAAAGGGGGGGGCAGAAAGCUGGCCAUGUGGGACUGCCGCAGCCAAGGCUGGUGCAGAAGGGAGAGCCCCUGGCCAUAGCAAAGCAGCCCCUGACGGACUCCCAACCCCAGCUGUCCAAGUCCCGAGGCACCUCAGUUUCCACGUCACUUCUUCAGCAGCCAGCAGGGGCUCCAUCCCCCAGCUCUGAGCAGAUGCUCCCAGCAGGGAGAACUCUCCACUACAGCCUGUCCCGAGCCACUGGUUCCCACAUCUCUCUGCUGAUGCAGCCGCAGCAGCUGGUGAAGCACAGGAGCAUCCAGGGCCUACCCAUCGGGAGGCUCACCCAGGACGUCCGGCUCCUGUCGGCAUCUCAGCCAUCCCUGCCCAAUGAAGUCGCCCAGCAAGUGGACAGGAGUUCCUCCCAUCAGGGCAGAAAGUCAGCGGGGAACCUGGCUCACAGGUCAUCUCCCUCAGUAGUUGGACUCACCAAGCCACCCCCUGGGGUUCCAGGCCAGCCAGCACACCCGCAGCAGAUGCCUUCAGGAUCUUUGGUCCAAUCCAGCCGGCCCGUGAGCGGAGUGUCCACCCCGCAGUCUCCCGUCUCCGUGCCCAGGCAUGCGGCAUGCCCCUCCCGCAAGGGUUCCGUGGCAUUCAGUCCUGAGGUGGAAAGUGGGAAGCCCAAACUCCCGUCCAACAUAUGAGAGCCCAGGGCUGUGUCCAAGCGUGGAGGAGAGAGGAGUGAGCUCUCUGGAGAGCCGUGCUCCUGGGGCUGUUGGACAUAGGUCUGGGGCAGGGAGAAAGGGGGACAGCCUCCACCAGGCCCCCACCCCGGGCUGAGGCUGAGUGGGGAAGGAGAGGAGAUGGCCAGGAAUGACCACCUACCACAGACACCGACUCUGCCAGAGUCAUGUGCCUGGCCGCACGGAAGGCUCUGCCCAGGGGUCGUUCUGGGAUUCCCCUGACUCCACUGAGGACAGGAAGCCACUAAAAGGCUUCCCCCAUCUGCUCCCCAUAGCAAGGGGGCAGCAGGGCCAUGGGCUGGGCUGACUCCAUCAGUGCACUCUGCCUCUCCCUGGGAACACUAACCUUGUAAGGGGACCCUGCCCCUACUCUGUCCCCUCACUCCACCCGCUCCCAAGGGGCCCAGCCCCUGCGCCGCUGGGGUGAGCAGUGUUAGGAAGGCACUCGGCAGAUCCUUCCACUCGUGUUAGGAAAUUCUCCCAGCCCCUCCACCUUGCCCAUCCGUCAGCUGCGUCCCCACAAUGGCCUGCUUGAAGCCUUUGCCCUGUGGGGGAGGCAGGGGGAGGGGGAUAGGGCCAGAGCCCCAUGGUGAGGCCUUUCCCUUCACCCACAGCAGGGGACAGAGUGAGGUGGAUGGACCCCAUGGAGAGGCCUUUGCACUGGGGGAGGGCAGAGCAGGAGGGAGGUGGGGGGCUGCAAGGUUGCUGAGAGACUGACAUCCCCCUCACUCCAGCUCCCAAGCCUCUGUACCCAGAGGAGGAUGCCUGGGGCCCCAUGGCGCUGGCUACCAUGGCCAACCCAGGAAGCCAAGAUGAAUCCAUCCAGCACCCUGUGGUCCCAAGCAGCUCCGAGUCCCCAGGACUCCAGGUGUCUCCCCUCUCUCCCCCUCAUCCCCAGCUGGUCUAGUCUGAGAGGCCACACAGAUCCUCAUUCGCUUGGCCUCCGCCCCCAGAGGCCUGGCAAGUCACUGCCACUUGUGAGCAUGUCUCAGCUGCCCCAUCUCUCCCAUAGGUGACUUUAAAUGUGUGCAGCAGGAGCCCAUGUGAGUGCCUCUAGCCUAGAAAACGCAGUUCCCUGGGAAGGGAGGCAUGUCUCAUCCCUCAGUGCUCCGAGCACCUGGUUGUUAUAGUCAGGUGGUCCCUGUAGAAAGUGGAAGAUCUGGACCCAGCAGAAUGGGGCCAUGGGCCAGGGCUGUCCUGGCUGUAACUGUCUGGGCUGGAUUUGAGCUGGUGGGUUCCCUCCAUCUCACAGCUCCUGGCCUGCCCUGGGUCCAGGAGGCUGCCUCUGAGGACAUAGGCCCAGUGUUGGCUUCCCUAAGAGGCUUGUUCUUGGUAUCCGUGGCUGGUCAGGAGAUGAUUAAAUCAGCCCCCCUUGGUGCAAGGAACCAGACCUGGAAAUGCAAAAGCUGAAUAGAAACAUCCCAAGGUCCCCCAGGACCUGUGCUGGGUGGCCGUAGGUGAUGUCCGUUCCUAUGAGACAGGCUCUGAUGGAUGUUCUGGGAGCCUUGGGGCAGCCAGACCCAGAGACCUGACUGAAGGGCCUCCUUGGCUGGGUCUUGUCCCCUACACUGUAUUGAGGCAAGGAGCACAGGCUGCAGUUCAGGGCUCUCAGCAUCAUCCUGAGAUGUGCAUUUCUCACUAGGCAUGUUCUUGGCAGACCAGAUGGUUUCCUGCCCCCCUCUUGGGGGAAGGGACUUGCAAACGAGUUUCGCUACCUCUGCUCUCGACUGCUAGCUCUUGCACCCCCGGAGGGUCUUUGAGAGCUGGGCCACAGGGUCUCUCUCCUCUUACCUCGCAGGCUGGUGCCCGUUGCCUGGGGUUAGUCUGAGUGAGCAGCAUUGUCCCAGGGAGUUGGGUGUCAGGAAGGGUUGGUCCCCACCCCGUCCAUAGUCAAGUCUUUCUAAAGACCCACCCCCAGUUUCUUUAAGUCAGUCCAAGAUGCUCUUUGUCAGCAUUAAAGUGACUCCAGGGAGAUUGCAGAGGAGAUGCUCACGUCCCCCCACCCCAAGCUUGUCAAUCACGCCCCAAUCAUUGCCUGGAUCUCAGCUUGAAGCAAUGUUGCUUCCUGCACUUGUAGCCUCCCCAGGGGGAGGAUUCUGCGACCCUGUACAGAAGGGUUGGGAUUUUCGGGGAGUCUCCUGGCUCAGCCCGAGCUGCCCCUCUCCAGGAACCAGUAGUUAGCAAUGUGUGUGCGAGUCGUGGCUCUGCUAAGCAGCUGAAUUCUGCUUACGGUGUUGCUUUUGGGUCCAAAAGUGUUACUGAUUCGGGUUAGAGUAGUGCCCCCCCCCCCCACAACUCCGCUGUGCUGUAUAGCUUCUUUCCACUACCAGUCAGGAAAAUCGUAUCUUGUAGUCCCCGCUCUGGGAGCACUGACUGUCAACAAUAUGGAGCUCAGCCCUGUAGGUACCUGUGCUAGACGCAAUAGGCCCAGCCGUAGCUAGGCACAGUGUUGGACUAGGGGUUCUGUCCGUACAAUACUUCUUAAAGGUAAGUUGUUCAGUUCUUCUCUUUAUUCGUAUUUUGGGAUGUUGGGACCAGAGUCUUCACUGCAGGACAAGGAGCGGGAGCUCAGCCCUUGGCAGAGUUCAGUCCAGUGGGAAUCACUUUAAUGCCUGUAUUGGAGGGAGUAUUCAGCACUGCCUUCUCAUGGACUUGAGUGUCCUUUCUCUCUGUCCCUGCCUCUCCCCCCUUCCACUUGGCCCCGUGUGUCUGUCCCAGCAGCUCCUCUGGAAGGGGCCUGCAGUCAGGUCACUUAGAUUCAAACAUUCCAGGAUCUUAUUGUUUACACUACAUAAUGUAGAGACAUUUGUAACAAUUGUAGGAUUCCAUUGAGAGGAAGAGUGCCAAGGUGUGGGCUGGCCCAGGUGGCAACCGCAGAGCCGUGGCCCUCUUUCCACAGCAUCUGGAACCUUUCUGAUCUUUCCAGAGAGGAAACCAUCCUCUGUGUGGCUGUGGCGCCCUGCGACUCUUCCCCUGCAGGUUCCCUGUCAUUGCUAACCCCGGGCAGCCCUGCUGCUGAGAGCGCCAGUGUUCACGGUGCUCUGGGUAACCCCAGCACAGUACCACUGUGCUGCCCAGCCUUGUUCUAAGCAGGGUUACAAAUGUGGCAGCUGUGUCUGUCUGUGUCACCCCAAGGAGGUGGGGGGGCAUUAGAUGCAGCAGGACAUAGCUCCUGCCCUAGGGAGAGGCUGUCACUCCUAUCCAUAUUAGCAACGGGGGAAUCAGGGCUGGGGAGAGGCCACAGUAGAAGCACCCUGCGCGUGCGUGUGUGUGUGCGAGUCUAGUCACCAAAGACCAUGAUCCUUCACUUGCACUCACAGCAGUCUAUGUACAGAGCUUGUAGUUUUCAUAUUGCAGAGACUUUAAAAGCGUUUUUUAAUUUUUAGUCGUCGUACAUAACAGAUUUAAAUAAUAAAGAGCGACUCCAAGUUGGCAGCUAACUGCACCUCUGUCAAUAAAGCAGCUGCACCCAAUGAAAUGCUGCCCACCCCAUCACCUACUGCUGGGGUUAGAGAAGCCCCUAGCCCCUGCUCUCCAGCAGUCACAGCUCUAGAUGUCCUCCUGCCAGUGGCUUCUUUGGCCAUGGUGCCUAUUAGUGACACCAACCCAGAGAGAAGGCAGCCCCUUGUGCCCUUUGCUCAGGUGAUGCUGGGCAAGCACCUUGGUGCUGGCAGUUCAGGGUCUGCCUUGCUCUCUGGGACAGUUAAGAGUAAUUCUCAAAGCCCUUCAGCCCUGAUGAAAUUGUAAUGGGGCCUGGGCUCGUCCAGAGACUGCAAUGAAAUAGGACAAUGCUGCUUCCCUAGACCAAUGGCCCAUGCAAAUCCAAAUCUAGCUACUGGGAGGGGAUGGCACAUGGGGGGGGGG
Molecule: messenger RNA, 6615 nt
Organism: Chelonoidis abingdonii (Abingdon island giant tortoise)
Lineage: Eukaryota; Metazoa; Chordata; Testudines; Testudinidae
Gene: HCN3
Product: hyperpolarization activated cyclic nucleotide gated potassium channel 3
Biological process (GO): sodium ion transmembrane transport; potassium ion transmembrane transport; regulation of membrane depolarization
Cellular component (GO): membrane; axon; dendrite
Molecular function (GO): voltage-gated potassium channel activity
Source: RefSeq, a predicted model, not a curated record